This is a messenger RNA of Apodemus sylvaticus (European woodmouse), 2140 nucleotides long. RefSeq names its product arylsulfatase A (gene Arsa). The record is from RefSeq and is a predicted model, not a curated record. Lineage: Eukaryota; Metazoa; Chordata; Mammalia; Rodentia; Muridae. Gene Ontology annotation, molecular function: arylsulfatase activity. Bases 459 to 1982 code for a protein of 507 amino acids. The transcript has 8 exons.
GCGUCACGUGACCGUGGGCGUAUCCUAGACGGCCGGAGACCGACACUGUCUACGACCAGUUCCUCAGUUCCGAACCGCCCUUGUCCCAUGGCGCCGGAGCCUCCCGAGUCAAUGUGAAGUGACGUCUGCUUCUGAUCCCAAGCCUGUGCUGUCAUCUCUGGGUGAACAGGGUCAGAUCCCCGCGCGUGGAGUUAAAGAAGCCCUGAUCCUUUAGGGGCUCUGUGGAGUUACACCCCAGGCCACCCCCACUUCCGAGUUCUAGCAGAUUCGCAGGAGCUUCAGAGAGUGGACCUACAGACAGGAGGAGUAUUUGGGUUUGGGGUCUCAGGGGAGGAGGAGGGCUCGGGCCUGGGGCCUCAGGUGGGGGCUGGCCUGGGCGCUCAAGGAGCCAGCCUGCUGGAAUCGCUCUGCCUUCCCUAUCAAGGGACUGAGGACACAGGCUCAUCUGUACCCCUGCCAUGGGGGCCCUGGGGACCCUCUUUUUGGCACUGGCUGCAGGCCUGAGCACUGCCAGCCCACCUAACAUCGUUCUGAUCUUUGCUGAUGACCUGGGCUAUGGGGACCUUGGCUCCUAUGGGCACCCCAGUUCUACAACCCCCAACCUGGAUCAGUUGGCUGAAGGGGGACUGCGGUUCACAGAUUUCUAUGUGCCUGUGUCUCUGUGCACACCAUCUCGGGCUGCCCUCCUGACUGGCCGGCUCCCAGUUCGAUCAGGCAUGUACCCUGGAGUUCUGGGGCCCAGUUCCCAAGGGGGCUUGCCCUUGGAGGAGGUGACUUUGGCCGAAGUCCUGGCUGCUCGAGGCUAUCUUACAGGGAUGGCUGGCAAGUGGCAUCUUGGAGUGGGGCCAGAGGGGGCCUUCCUGCCCCCACAUCAGGGCUUCCAUCGAUUCCUGGGCAUCCCAUACUCCCAUGACCAGGGCCCCUGUCAGAACCUAACCUGCUUCCCACCAGACAUCCCCUGCAGUGGUGGCUGUGACCAAGGCCUAGUUCCCAUCCCACUGCUAGCCAACCUGACUGUGGAGGCCCAGCCCCCUUGGCUGCCUGGAUUGGAGGCCCGGUAUGUGUCUUUCGCCCGAGACCUCAUGGCUGAUGCCCAGCGCCAGGGCCGACCAUUCUUCCUGUACUACGCUUCCCACCACACCCACUACCCUCAGUUCAGUGGACAAAGCUUCACCAAGCGCUCAGGUCGUGGGCCAUUUGGGGACUCCCUGAUGGAGCUGGAUGGAGCUGUAGGGGCCUUGAUGACAGCCGUGGGGGACCUAGGUCUGCUGGGAGAGACACUGGUCAUCUUCACUGCAGAUAACGGUCCUGAAUUGAUGCGUAUGUCCGACGGCGGCUGCUCUGGUCUCUUGAGAUGUGGAAAAGGAACAACUUUUGAAGGCGGUGUCCGAGAACCUGCCCUGGUCUACUGGCCAGGUCACAUUAUUCCCGGGGUAACCCACGAACUAGCCAGCUCUCUGGACCUGCUGCCCACCCUGGCAGCCCUGACAGGGGCUCCACUGCCCAACAUCACCUUGGAUGGUGUUGACAUCAGCCCCUUGCUGCUAGGCACAGGCAAGAGCCCCCGGAAGUCUGUCUUCUUCUACCCGCCCUAUCCAGACGAAAUCCACGGAGUCUUCGCUGUUCGGAAUGGGAAAUACAAGGCUCAUUUCUUUACCCAGGGCUCCGCCCACAGCGACACCACUGCAGAUCCCGCCUGUCACGCUGCCAACCUUCUCACAGCUCAUGAACCCCCACUGCUCUAUGACUUGUCUACGGACCCUGGUGAGAACUACAAUCUUUUGGAAAGUAUAGAGGAGGUCUCCCCAGAAGUUCUCCAGGCUUUGAAACACAUCCAGAUGCUCAAGGCCCAGUAUGAUGCAGCAAUGACCUUCAGCCCCAGCCAGAUAGCCAAGGGUGAGGACCCUGCCCUGCAGAUCUGCUGUCAGCCCAGCUGCUCCCCCCACCCAGCCUGCUGCCGCUGCCCAGACUCCCAGUCCUGAGGGGACUGGAGAAAUCACAGGGGUCCCUCAAGGGUAGCCCAGGACCCCUAACCCCUGUCCUCCGUGUGUGGUGAUUCGCCAGAGGGACAGGGACAAGUGUGUAGUUUGUAUCUGGUAAUGUAAUAACAUCAGCUGAGACAUGCAGGCGUGCUAAUUCA